Messenger RNA from Ilex paraguariensis (yerba mate), 1302 nucleotides. NCBI's taxonomy places the organism in Eukaryota, Viridiplantae, Streptophyta, Magnoliopsida, Aquifoliales, Aquifoliaceae. The record is from the annotation of a GenBank genome assembly.
GCAGAGAGAGAGAGAGUGGAGAAAAAAGACAGAUUUCAAAGAUGGGAAAGCAUAUCAAAGCCCUUAAGUAAAGACCCCCCUUUUUUGCAGGCGGGUAAUUGAUGUCCACACCCUCAGCUUCCUCUUAUCUUCUUCAUCUUAGAACAAACCCAUCAAUUAUCGUGUGUUAUCUCUCUCUCUCUCUCUCCAUAUUACUUGUGUUUAUGAGCUGUUCAUAUAUAUAGCUAGGGACAGUUGUGGUGGAUCUGCUUUAGCUACACAGAUGUAGAUCUUUUUUUUUUUUGCGUUUAAUUUGUAAGGAAUUGAAGUUCUGGGUGUAGAGAAAGAAUGGAUUUUGAUGAGCAUGAAGACCAAGAAGAAGAAAUUGGAGCUCAGGUUCUCGGGAAUUACCAGACACCGGGGAACUCAGGGAGAGAGAAAAUGGGUGGAGGAGAGGGUGCAUCAUCAGCGGCAAGAAAAGCCGGUGGUGGUAUUGGUGGCUACACGUAUAGAGAGUGUCUGAAGAACCACGCGGUCGGUAUCGGCAGACACGCCGUAGACGGUUGCGGAGAGUUCAUGUCGGCCGGAGAAGAAGGAACACUAGACGCUUUGAAAUGCGCAGCCUGCAAUUGUCACCGUAACUUCCACCGCAAAGAGAUCGAAGGCGAGUGUUUUCACCAACCCCACUACCACCAACCACCGCACAACCACCAAUUUUCAACUUACUACCACCGCACUGGUCACCCUUCUGGUUACCUCCACAUGACGUCUCCGCCCGCCCACAGGCCUUUGGCUCUACCUUCGACUUCAAGAGAAGACGAAGAUAUGUCCAAUCCGAGUAGUAGCGGUGGCGGUGACGGUGGCGGAAGUGGUGGUGUUGGGGGCUCAAAGAAGAGGUUCAGGACCAAGUUUACGGCGGAGCAGAAGGAGAAAAUGCUGGGUUUUGCGGAUAGAUUAGGGUGGCGCAUCCAGAAACACGACGAGGCGGCGGUUCAGCAGUUUUGCUCAGAGACUAAUGUAAGGAGGCAAGUCCUCAAGGUUUGGAUGCACAACAACAAGCACACUCUUGGUAAAAAGCCCUAAUUUCCACUGCCCUUUUUUUUUUCUUUCUGUGGGACAACCAAAAAAUUGUAAUUUCUCUACCAUCAUCAUGAAUCACCACUUGAGAUUUAGAUUGAUUAGGGUCCUUAAUCUUUUCCUUAACCUCCCUGUAGUUUCUUUGUUAUUUUGAAUUGAUUUUAACUUGUUUUGUAUCUCUUUGUAUGCUGAGUUAUGAGGUUUAAGAUGGGCCAUUGCUCUAACUAAAGCAUUAUCUAACUGCAG